Diaporthe citri is the source of this 306-nucleotide messenger RNA. RefSeq lists its product as uncharacterized. Bases 1 to 306 code for a protein of 101 amino acids. Lineage: Eukaryota; Fungi; Ascomycota; Sordariomycetes; Diaporthales; Diaporthaceae. The record is from RefSeq and is a predicted model, not a curated record. The transcript has 2 exons.
AUGCACCUUGGCCCGAAUGGGGCGACCGGAGCCGAGGAUCUCGCGGAGGAGGAGGCGGAGAUCGCCGCGUGUACCGUGGAGAUGAUCGGGUCAGAUAUGAUAUUGAUCGAAGUGGCCGCGGCGGCAGAGCCACCUGCGCAGGUCUACACGCCUCGUACUGGAGGAAUUCCCAUCCCAGACGCCCAGGUCCAUGCCAUCGAAUAUGCUCGCCAGAAGGCCCGCAUUUCGCUCGAGUUGGCAAUGAACUCAAUGAGUCUCGACGGCUCUGGCGUGUUGCCAGCUCGACCCGGUCACGGCACCCGAUAG